CACAAAAACUGUAAUGUAUAAGGUAUUUUCUUUUCAAAAAGUCCAAAAAAAUAAUAAUCUAAUUUUGAAAAGGCAAACAGUAAUCAUUUUGCGCGCCCAACAUAAAUCACUAUAACCCUAAAAUAAUUCAUCCAUUAAUUUCUUCUUUUCAAAAAAAACCCAAAAUUUUCCCUUUUCCCUCUUUCUCUCUCCUGACUCUCACUCUGACUCUGACUCUUUCAUCUUUCUCCGGUUUCUUCGGAAAUUGCCAUUUUCAUGGAGGAUCAGAAGGUCUUAGAUCUAGUUAAAGAGCUUGUUAAUCGUUUACUUUCACAACCCCAAAACCCUAACCCUAACCCUAAUCAACCCACUUCCGUAAUCCCUAAUUCUUCUUCAAUUGACUCUAAUCACUUCAAUCAAGCUCUCCGCUAUGCAAUUCGCAUCUUAUCUAGUCGAAUGACGCCUUCAAUUGCUGCUGAUGAAGCUGCAAUGGCGGAAUCAAUUAAGCGUCAGCUCGUCACUCAAGGUAAAUCUUCCGAAGCCCUUACUUUCGCCGAUCUUUAUUCGAAAUUUGCGUCGAAAACUGGUCCUGGUAGUAUAAAUAACAAAUGGGCGGUUUUGUAUUUACUUAGAGUUGUGUCUGAAGACUGUAAAAUUGCUAAAAAACAACCGAAUUCCACGGUUUCUAGGGGUUUGCCAGCGAUUUAUGAUUCUCAGUUGAGUGAUAAUUCGAAGGUUUCUCGUGAUAAAGAAGUGGGGUGGAGUGGUGGGGUUUUAGUGUUGUCGAAAGAUCCUGACAAUAUUCGCGAUAUUGCGUUUAGGGAGUUUGCUAACUUGUUGAAGGAAGAGAAUGAUAUUUCUGAGGAGGUUUUGGUUAGGGAUGUGUUGUAUGCUAGUCAAGGAAUUGAUGGAAGUUAUGUUAAAUUUGAUGGAACUAUUGAUGGGUAUGCUUUGUCUGAUUCUAUUAAGGUACCUAGAGCUACUAGGAUUAUGAUUCAGAAAUUAUGUGAGUUGGGUUGGUUGUUUAGGAAAGUUAAAGGGUACAUAUCGGAGAGCAUGGAUCACUUUCCUUCUCAAGAUGUCGGAACUGUGGGGCAAGCAUUUUGCGCGGCAUUGCAGGAUGAGCUUACCGAGUAUUAUAAGCUUUUAGCGGUGCUUGAAGCGCAGGCAAUGAAUCCCAUUCCACUGGUUUCUGAAAAUGCCACUUCAGGGAAUUAUCUCUCUUUAAGGAGACUGUCGGUUUGGUUUGCUGAACCUAUGGUUAAGAUGAGGCUUAUGGCUGUAUUGGCUGAUAUUUGUAGAGUUUUGAGAGGUGGGGCGAUGGCAGGGGCUAUUCAUAUGCAUGCCCAACAUGGGGAUCCCCUUGUGAGGGAUUUUAUGAAGCGUUUGCUGCGUCGGGUUUGCUCACCCCUGUUUGAAAUGGUUAGAAGUUGGGUCUUGGAAGGGGAGCUCGAAGAUAUAUUUGCUGAGUUUUUUGUUGUAGGGCAGCCUGUCAAGGCUGAAUCCCUUUGGAGAGAGGGUUAUCGGCUCCAUCGUGGGAUGCUUCCUUCUUUCAUCUCGCCAUCUCUUGCACAGCGCAUUCUGAGGACUGGGAAGUCAAUUAACUUCCUAAGGGUAUGUUGUGAAGACCGAGGAUGGGCUGAUGCUGCGACUGAGGCGGCAGCUGCUGCUGGAACCACAACAGGGAGAGGUGGUCUUGGGUAUGGAGAAACUGAUGCUCUUGAAUUGUUGGUCGCUGAAGCAGCUAAGAGGAUUGAUAAGCAUCUACUGGAUGUUAUCUACAACCGCUACAAGUUUAAAGAUCAUUGUAUGGCAAUAAAACGGUAUUUGUUGCUUGGACAGGGUGAUUUUGUGCAGUAUCUAAUGGACAUAGUUGGGCCAGAACUCUCUGAGCCAGCCAACACUAUUAGCACAUUUAAGCUGGCGGGGCUGUUGGAAACUGCUAUAAGGUCAUCAAAUGCACAGUAUGAUGACCGCGAUAUAUUGGACAGACUGAGAGUCAAGAUGAUGCCACAUAAUUCUGGAGAUAGGGGCUGGGAUGUGUUCUCCUUGGAAUAUGAUGCCAGAGUUCCACUAGAUACUGUUUUCACGGAAUCUGUUAUGUCAAGGUACCUAAGAAUUUUCAAUUUCCUGUGGAAGCUUAGGCGAGUUGAGCAUGCACUGAUAAGUACAUGGAAAACUAUGAAGCCAAAUUGUAUCACUUCUCGCUCCUUUAUCAAAUUGCAACAAGCAGUUAAAGUGAAGUUGCUUUCGACAUUGCGGAAAUGCCAAGUUCUUUGGGAUGAGAUGAAUCAUUUUGUCUCAAAUUUGCAGUACUACAUUAUGUUUGAAGUUUUGGAGGUAUCAUGGUCUAAUUUUUCUAAUGAAAUUGAAGCAGCGAAAGAUCUUGAUGAUCUACUUGCUGCUCAUGAAAACUAUCUCCAUUCCAUAGUUGAGAAGUCUCUUCUUGGAGAGAGAUCACAAAGUUUAUUCGAGACACUAUUUGUUUUGUUUGACCUGAUACUGCGCUUCCGGAGUUUAGCUGACAGAUUAUAUGAAGGCAUUUAUGAAGUGCAAGCAAGGUCUACUGAUGAUAAGAAAAAACUAUCUAGGCAAUUAAGUAGCAGAUCUGCAGAACCUGGUUCAUGGGCAUCUGAGGGCAGGAAGGCCUUAACCCAACAUGCUGCUAAAUUUCUCAGCUCUAUGAGCCAGGAACUGGAUGAUAUUGGAAAAAAGUAUUCAUCCCUUCUUACAGGAUUUAUCUCUGAAUUGCCAGUCCAGCAACAUAUUGACCUGAAAUUUCUCCUUUUCCGACUUGAUUUCACUGAAUUCUAUAGUCAGUCACAUCAAACCAUAUCAUGAUGAUGUCCAGUUCAGUAGUUUAGUUUUUGAGGUUGCUUUUAAAUUUGAAGAGCCAUAUAUCUGUUGAGUACUUGAGUGCUUUUUUGAUUGAUUGAUUCAUUUAUUUGGUUCCUGGUUCGUGAACCGGAUCUGUUGCUGAAGCUCCAAAGCAUUGCAUGCAAAGUGCUUCCACAAUUCAGAAAGAAGUACGACUCUUGAUGUUAGGUCAUUACAGACUAUUAUUCAGGGCUAAGCUGCUGAGGGACUUCCGCACUAAUCCUGUCGAGGUUCGUUUCUUGACACCAUACUUGAGACAAUGCCAUCAUAUCACUGUGUGACAGUGUGAGUGAGUCUGUAAAUCUGCUGAAAACAAAGUGGGGGAAACUGACAGCAUCUUGUUGAUGACAGUUCAUAGUUGUGUAAAUUAGUGGAAUGUGUGAUACUAGAUUAAGAGAUUUCCAACUCAAUAUGCAUUUUUGUUUGUUUUUUUUUUUUUUUUUUUUAACAUUUUAGGAGAUGGGGGUAGGGAGACCAGCUAAUAACAAUUACUAGUUGGUCAAAAAGAUGCAACCUUGGGUAGUGUUUUUGGCCACAUAGUUACUCAUGAAGGCCGAAUUCUUAGAUGUUAGUGGUUUGGUUUACUUAUGUGCUGUGUUCUAUUUUGUGCACUUAGCACAUGUUUGUAAAGGUGUUUAGGUUCUUUCAAGCAAUUGAUCAACUUGUUAGUGGCAGUUUGCGUGUUUUUUUUCCUUCUUCUUGAGCACUUAAAGUUUAGGCUAAAAUUUCAAUUAUUUGCAGUAGUGCCAGGCUAAAUCACAUAAUAGCUGACCGAGUUGCUGGCUGGUUUGCUCAUUUUAGUUGUUCAGCUAACCUAGCAAUGCAUUUACAACUAAUUGUGUUAGGUUUCCACUUCCAUCAUUGAUGUAGAUAUUGGAGAAUUUAUUGAUGGUUUAAGGUUUAUCAAGUCGAUCAUGUAACUUAUCUUUUAUUUGCAAUUGAUCCUAUUUUUCUGUUUAUGUAUCUCAGCAUCAAAGCUGGCAAACAUCUACUCGUAAUAAUUGCCAAUGUUAUUAUUAUAUUGAUAUUUGGCCUUCUAGCUAAAGUACGGUUGUUAUUCUUAAGUGUUACCUUGAGCUAACUCAUAACUGUAUGUUCUUGGAUCAUGGUAUAUUUGCUUUAAAAAGCUAUUGAAUUCCGUAGGUUUUCAUUUGUUGAAUAUACCGAGUAUGAUUACUCAGGAAAUAGUAUCCCAUAUGUGUUUCAAAUGGCAGAAUAAAAAUGGUUGAGAGUGGGA
Messenger RNA from Chenopodium quinoa (quinoa), 4093 nucleotides. Its product is annotated as gamma-tubulin complex component 3-like. Gene Ontology annotation, cellular component: centrosome; gamma-tubulin small complex; equatorial microtubule organizing center. The transcript is spliced from 2 exons. Lineage: Eukaryota; Viridiplantae; Streptophyta; Magnoliopsida; Caryophyllales; Amaranthaceae. Gene Ontology annotation, biological process: meiotic cell cycle; microtubule nucleation; cytoplasmic microtubule organization. Gene Ontology annotation, molecular function: gamma-tubulin binding; microtubule minus-end binding. The record is from RefSeq and is a predicted model, not a curated record. The coding region runs from base 256 to 2820 and encodes 854 amino acids.